This is a messenger RNA of Dentiscutata heterogama, 1324 nucleotides long. The record is from the annotation of a GenBank genome assembly. Lineage: Eukaryota; Fungi; Glomeromycota; Glomeromycetes; Diversisporales; Gigasporaceae.
UCCAAAAAUACUUGAACCUCGUCCCGAGCCCCUUUUGGUCCCUUGCUGGGAUCCAUUGGCUGACGCAACCAAUGGCAAAAGAAGAUCCAGUGAAUCUGAUGUGGAUGAGAAUUCCACAUCAACAUCAGCUAAAAGAAGAAAUUCCGCCGAACCCGUGCUUAACAAUCUUUUGGGAGGAAAUUUUGUUUUUUCAAAACAAAAACCUUCCGAUUUUUCGAAUAACGGAAGACCAGAUGCCACUUGUCGGUAUAAUGACAGAAUAAUUAUACCGAUUGAGUUUAAAAGGCAACUGGUCUUGACCUUAAACGACGACGGCCAGUUGGAUUAUCUUUCAGAGGAUUUCGUAGUUCCUGGUGUCGUAGUUCCUGGUGUCGUUCCUUGUGUAGUUAUUUUGGUAGAAUCGUACCGGUGUCGUCGUAAUAAUUUCGUCGUUUCUGGUGUCGUUGUUCCUGUUGCCGUAACGGGAUUUCGUGGUUAUUGUGCCGUGGUCGGUUCUGGUGUCGUCGUUCCUGCUGUCGUGACGGGAUUUCGUGUUACUGUUUCUGGUGUCGUUGUUCCUGUUGUCAUAACAGGAUUUUGUGUUACUGUUUCUGGCGCCGUUGUUCCUGUUGUCAACGGGAUUUCGUGGUUACUGUUUCUGUUACCGUACCGUCGUCGUUCCUGUUGUCGUAACGGGAUUUCGUUGUUACUGUGCCGUCGUCGUUUCUGGUGUCGCGUUCCUGUUGUCGUAACAGGAUUUCGAAGUUACCGUGCCGUCGUCGUUUCUGGUGUUGCGUUCUGUUGUCGUAACGGGAUUUCGUUGUUACUUGCCGUCGUCGUUUUUGGUGUCGUUUUUCCUGUUGUCGAUUUCGUUGUUACUGUUUCUGGUGUCGUUCCUGUUGUUGUUAUGGGAUUUCAUGGUCACUGUGCCGUCGUCGUUUCUGGUUUUGCUACUCGUGUUGUCGUAUAUGAAGCUCAAGAACAACAACUAUUGGAAAUGCCGAAGGACACUACGCAAGAAGGAUUGAUAGCAGCUAUACACCAAUUAGAAUUCAAGUGCGCACAAAAAAGAAAAGAACAACGACUUGUAGGCAAAGUUCUUGUAGAUCCGCAAAAUAGACCUCUUGUUUUCUUGGCCUCAUAUAGUUCUAAUAUUUCACUUCGUUGGCAACAAGGAAAAUUUAUAGGUGAUGGUACCUUUGGUUCGGUAUACAUGGCAGUAAAUUUGGAUACUGGAAAUCUUAUAGCCGUUAAAGAGAUCCGAUUUCAUUAUCCUUCACUUACCAAACUUUAUAAACAAGUUAAGGAUGAAAAUGUCUGUUAUGGAAAUGCUCAAUCAUCCUAA